AUGAUGAGCAUGCAGCCGGAAUUGCAACCGCAACCGCAUGAGCUCUUCCAUGGUCUCUUCGUCGUUUCCGUCGUGUUUUACAUGAUGCAGACGAAUGGUACUACUGGCCAGAAUGCGCUUGUGGCGCGGGCGGGCGUGUCUGGACUGAUGAAUUGCAAAAUGGCGCUGCAUGCUGCGAGGGAUACUUGGGAUGCGAGUCCGUGGAUCACGCAGUUGUUUGACAAGGUGCUUUGCUUGGGGUUGCCUGCUGCUGCUUCGGCGGCGGGUGGUGGUAGUGAGGAACGAGGUGAUGGUGACGGUGUGAAUGCUAUGGAAGGUGGUGGUGGUGAUGGUAUUAUGGGCUUCAAUGACCUGAGUGCUUCUUUUGAUCUGGAUGGUUUGGGUAUGAUGGCUGGGUAUUAUGGGGUGACUUGGCCUAAUCAUCCUUUUCUUGGGCAGUUUGUUUGA
Messenger RNA from Alternaria arborescens, 447 nucleotides. RefSeq lists its product as hypothetical. The record is from RefSeq and is a predicted model, not a curated record. Bases 1 to 447 code for a protein of 148 amino acids. NCBI's taxonomy places the organism in Eukaryota, Fungi, Ascomycota, Dothideomycetes, Pleosporales, Pleosporaceae. The transcript has a single exon.